This is a messenger RNA of Paramecium pentaurelia, 1571 nucleotides long. NCBI's taxonomy places the organism in Eukaryota, Ciliophora, Oligohymenophorea, Peniculida, Parameciidae. The record is from the annotation of a GenBank genome assembly.
AUGUAAAUUUUAUUGCUUUGUGUACCCUUAUUAAUUUUUGGGUAAAAAGUGAGGAUUUAUAUAUAAGAUGAAGAUGAUGAAUAUUUAGUUUAUGAGAACAAUAAAGUUUCAUUUGAAUUCCUUCCUGAUAAUUUAAAUUAAGGAAUGACAUGCAAACCACCUAAAUCUUUUGGUAUCUUGGGUACUAAUGAUGUAAUUAGAAUAUCAAAUUAAACUUUGAGAAUAGAAAAUGAUGAUAUUAUAUCAUACAAUGUCUUUGUUUAACAAAUAAAUGAAAAAAGUACAAAUAUGUAUUUUUAUAUAUUUAUAAAGAGAAACCUAUAAACUUAAGUAAUUUCAGAUGAUGAUAAACUUAGACCUAAAACUUAGAUCCUAUUUAGACUAUCAUAGAAAUGUCCAUCAAAAGAUCAUCUUACAUCUCAGAAUUAUUGGACACCUAUUAAAGUCUAAGUUGGUUUUAAUGAAAUGAGUCAGGAGAAUUAUUAAUUAAUAGAAUUUGCAAUGAUAUUUUCAUGUGACAAAUCAUUUAGAGAUCUAACAUUUGAUUGGAGUCUUCCUAUAUUACUAAUUAUAUCAACUAUUUUGAUUGCUUUUUUAGCUAAAUAUACAAGAAUUCUUUCAUUUAGAUGGAAGAGAAAGGGAUAAGAUUUUUAAGGAUUUGAGAUCAAUUAUUUGAUUAUUGUGAUCUAUAUACUUUUAUAUGCAGGUGGAGGCAUGAUUGUAUUAGUAACAGAUUUUUUAGAUUUCAUUAGAUAUUUAUUUAUUGUCAUAGCUUGUACAAUAGGCACACUUGCAAUAUUCUUUGUAUCUGCUGAGGUAAUUAAAUUAUAUAAUUAUUUUAGUUUGCCUGUCUAUUGAAAGCAAACUCAUUUGUGAGAAAAUAUUAUAUAGUUUUUUCAUCAAUCAUUUCUUUAUUAAUUGGGAUGCCUUAUUAUUUUUUAAAGCCAUGGUACUUGAAUGACAUCAUUUCAUUAGCAUUUAUAGUUCUUAUUGUGAAGUUAUUCAGACUAAAGAACUUUAAGUUUGCAUCUUUCUUAAUGGUAUCAAAUGUUGUAUUAGAUUCAACAUUCGCCUUAAUAAUUCAUUAUACUUAAGUUGAAUCUUACAAUACUACUGUAUUAUAAUAUUUGAAUUGCCCUUUAGAAUUGCAAUUCCCUUUAAUUAAAUUGUAAUAUAAUAAAAAUUGUGCUUGGAUUUCCUUAUUUAGUCAAGCUAUACCAGGACUUCUUUUAAGUUUAGCUUAUAGAAUAGAUAAAAGUAAAAGAACUUUCACUUAUGGUCUGUAAGGUUUUUGUUCAUUGAUAAUUGCAGAAGGUUUUUGGAUUUUAGCAACAGUAUCUGUGAAACAUUCAAUACCUGAAACUCUAUUUACUUAUCCAAUAUUAUUAGGAACUUUAACAAUAAAUUCACUUAGAAGAGCAGAAUUUAAUUCUUUUUGGUUUGGAGAUUAUUUAAUUGAUGAAAGCUAUUAAAGAAUAAGAGGAGAAAGUUUAAUUGAUUAUAGAAUUCCUGACUUACAAAUUAAUGUGGAUAAUAUUCCUGAAAGCAAAGUUUAACCAACAGAUUUGUGA